UCAGUUUGGUUUCGCAUCUCGCCGGCGACGGAACGCAUUGCGAAGUAUUGUAGUACGUCCCCCUCCCCAAAGUAUAUAGUAUUUGUUUUGACAUCGUAAAGCAGCUCUCUGGGUUUAUCGCUCUGCAAAGAUGACUGGCUCUCUUUGGCUCAGUUUGGCACUGAGUCUAGCGGUUUUGGCUCAAUUUAAAGUGAGCGCCGCUCCUAAUCUGGUUUGUUUCUAUGACUCGCAGGGCUCUCAGCGUCAGGGCCUGGCUCAGUUUUCGAUGAUCGACAUCGAGCUAGCCCUACAAUUCUGCACCCAUUUGGUCUACGGCUAUGCGGGUGUUAAUGCCGAUAACUAUGAAAUGCAGAGCAUUAACAAGCGAUUGGACCUUGAGCAGCGUCAUCUGGCCCAGAUCACUAGUAUGAAGGAACGCUAUCCCCACAUCAAGUUCCUAUUGAGCGUUGGUGGCGAUGCCGAUACCUAUGAGGGUAAUCAGUAUAUAAAGCUCCUGGAAUCGGGACAACAGGGCCACAGACGCUUCAUCGAAUCUGCUCGAGAUUUGGUGAGACGUUAUAAUUUCGAUGGUCUGGACCUGGCUCUCCAGCUUCCCAGAAAUAAGCCACGCAAAGUUCAUGGGGAUGUGGGCUCUGCGUGGAAGAGUUUCAAGAAGUUCUUCACCGGCGACUUUAUUGUGGAUACUGAAUCGGAAACGCACAAAGGACAGGUGACUGCACUGAUCAAGGAUUUGAGUGCCGCUCUGAAACAAAAUGAUCUGCUGCUCAGUCUCACCGUUUUGCCAAAUGUGAACUCCAGCUGGUACUAUGAUGCCCCGUCGAUCGCCCCAAGCCUGGACUUUAUCAACCUGGGAACUUUUGACUUCCUGACCCCGCAGCGCAAUCCCGAGGAGGCGGACUUCUCGGCGCCAACAUAUGAGGCAGUUGGACAAAAUCGUUUGGGCCACUACAAUCUAAACUUCCAAAUGGAACACUGGUUGCUUCAGAGAGUGCCGGCUAAUAAGAUAAACAUUGGCAUUGCCACCUAUGGCAGGUCGUGGAAGAUGAGCAAGGAUUCGGGAGACUCUGGUAUGCCAGUGGUUCCCUCCACCCAGGGACCUGCUCCAGCUGGACCUCAGAGCAAACAGGAGGGUCUGCUCAACUGGGCUGAGAUCUGCUCACUGAUGCCCAACCCCAGUAACUCCAAUGCCCGAGGUCCUAAUGCUCCGGUGAAAAGGGUUGUGGAUCCCACCAAACGUUAUGGCAGCUACGCCUUCCGUGCCGCCGAUGAAAAUGGUGACCAUGGACUGUGGAUCAGCUACGAUGAUCCGGACUCUGCCUCCAGCAAGGCUAUGUACGCCAGGGCAAGGAAUCUCGGUGGAGUGGCUCUGUUUGAUCUGACCCAAGACGAUUUCCGUGGUCAGUGCACAAACGAUCGCUUCCCCAUGCUGCGCGCCAUCAAGUAUCGACUUCUCUAAGCCGACUUCUCUAAGCCAACUUCUCUAAGCCAACUUCUCCAGUCCAGACCAUAAAGACAUCUCCAGCACGCAAAUGUCACAAGAAAAGUUGGUGAAGCGGAGCUGGGAGGGAACAAAUGUCACCCUUUCGGUGCCUAAAAGGCCUCCUUCUGUGUCUGUCCCUUUUUGCAAAUUAAUUACAAAGUUGUAAACUAAAAUGCACCGCAAAUUAAUUCGAUGGGCUUGGUCCUCAAAUGGGAAGGGAGAUGAAGGAAACUGAUAUGUAGUGAGAGAAAAGAGGUAGUGCUAAAUGGAACUUAAUUCUAUUCCACAUAUUAUUCUAUAUAUAAAAAUAAUGUUGUUAUUACUAUUUUUUAGUUAUGUUUGCCCUCUUCAUUCAUAUACACGCAACGAAAAAGUUUUUAAAAUUGAUUAAUAUUUUUUAUAUUUUCUAAUUGAUACCUUUGAACAUGAAUUCGCAAUGUUUCUUAUUUUCUUUCUUAUUAUUAAUUUAUUAUUUUGUACAAACACUGCCUGGGUUCCUAUAUUUUUUUGUAUAUGCAUCGUUACCCUGCUCUCCCGUUUAAUUGCCCCUUUUGCAUUGAAUUGUUUGGCGCCCACGUCUGGGCGAAUCGGUCGCUUUAUCAUCUCGGACCCAUCUUGGUCAAAUGGCAUUUUGCUGUGGUUUUUUCUUUGCCGAUUUUCCUCGCUUUUUGUGCCCCAGCGAAGAUUUACAGAUUUCGCCACUGAGUUCGAACUGCUUAACUUGGCUUUGUGUAAUUGGCGCUACAAACGCGACUCCGAAAAACUCGAUCCGCGCGAUCCAUAUGCGUACUCCACGAUGGUUGGACUUGCCCCCUUUGGGCCGUGUGUCCCCUGUUUACAGAAUUGCUGACAUACCACCAUGCAAAGGCUGCCACUACAGUGAACUGUGGCCACAAGGACCUGGAUCGGGGGUGUCUGGGCCGACUGCCUCGACUGGCGACGACAGCAACACGAUGUAAGACAACUAAAUUAAGUUAUUGUUUCUUGGCCAAAAUCGACGGGCCUAAUAACUUGGGAAUACCCUUCUAUUGGGUGUGGUGAGUCAUGAUAAAAUAUAUUAUAAAAAUAUGAAUACGAUAAUAAAAAUGAGGAAUUCAUUCACCAUAUAUAAAUAUAUAAUGGAUGCAACUUCUAAAGGAAAGUAUUUAAUAUAACGUUUUAGGUUUCUAUGUGCUUAAUCUGAAUUAAAUCUAACAAACAAAAGCUAAAAUUUAUAUAAGCAUAUUAAAUCAACAAGCCCCGAACUUAAGUAUCUCAAAGUAUUCCCUUCUAUUUAUCUAAUAAUCUGUGGCCAGCUGAAGAAUUUCGAACUUAUGAAUACGCCGUGUGACUUGGUCUCCCACACUUACCCUAGCCACUGUUAACCAAAUUCAAACCCUUGGAGCCAGCUGAAAGUCCUAGUUGCUAUCUAGGCGGCUUAUCUGGGAAUCGUGAUCUUAUUAAGCUGACUAUACACUCGGAAAUUAUUUGCAAUUGGCGCAAUGCCUUAUUGGAAUGCAAAAUAUGCCAUUAGUGGCAGAAGUCGAGACUUGGCCAGCUCGAGGCAGCUUCCCAGACUGCGAGUUAAGGGCCCAAAGGGCAUGGAUUUUGGGUAACUAUAUGGAAUCGAUGGUGACAGGGAAGGGAGUGGGCCAGAGCAUGCCACUUGCAUAGCUUACAAGUUGUAAACACGGCAUUGUUUUGGCCACCGUUCCAUAAUAUAUCCCAAAACAGAACUAAAGUCGCAAUGCACUUAGAAGGAAACUUUAAUAAAAUAAUGACAACUAACAUAACAAUUGUUUUUUAAUUCAUAAGAAGUUCUAUAUUCUUAGGCAUUUAUAAAAAUGAAAUAUACAUACAUCAUUUUGCCUUAUUUUUUUCUAAUUAUCUGGAGUAAAAUCUGGGUUAUUCCUGGUAUAACCAAAACAUAACCAUUUCGAAAUACAUAAAUAAUCAGAUCUGUUUUAGAACAAAGUUCUGAAUAUUAUUUAAAAUAUGUUUAAUUGUUACUGUUUAUAUUUUUGAGUGUAAACUACUUGCAUAUAUCGUUGAUCGUGUUUCUAGGCUGCGGACGAGGACGAGGACAAAGCUGCGGACCAGCUACCGGAUUUCUUUGGGCUUGUCGCUCCAUCUAAUUAAGGAGCAUUUGGUCCAUGGCGGCGUCUACAAGAUCUGUUCAUGAUUAUUGCCCCGGUCCAUAUCGCCGCCUGGUGCUCCCUGCGAAUGACAAAUAUGCUGCCUUGCACCAGGGAUUCCAACUGGGAGUCAGGAGCGACUUCUGUUGUCUUCCACGGAAGCCAGUUUCUGGCUGGUCUUUAAAUAAAGAUAUUUUCGCCCUCAUU
This is a messenger RNA of Drosophila melanogaster (fruit fly), 3801 nucleotides long. It is a transcript of the gene Idgf3, whose product is annotated as imaginal disc growth factor 3. The transcript has 3 exons. The coding region runs from base 131 to 1456 and encodes 441 amino acids. Gene Ontology annotation, biological process: carbohydrate metabolic process; ecdysis, chitin-based cuticle; wound healing. Gene Ontology annotation, cellular component: extracellular region. Gene Ontology annotation, molecular function: chitin binding. The record is from RefSeq and is marked reviewed. NCBI's taxonomy places the organism in Eukaryota, Metazoa, Arthropoda, Insecta, Diptera, Drosophilidae.